Messenger RNA from Hyaloscypha bicolor E, 1146 nucleotides. Its product is annotated as FAD/NAD(P)-binding domain-containing protein. Lineage: Eukaryota; Fungi; Ascomycota; Leotiomycetes; Helotiales; Hyaloscyphaceae. Gene Ontology annotation, molecular function: FAD binding. Bases 1 to 1146 code for a protein of 381 amino acids. The transcript has a single exon. The record is from RefSeq and is a predicted model, not a curated record.
AUGAGACCUCUCCCUACAAUCCACAUCAUUGGCGGUGGAAUCGGUGGCUUGACUCUAGCCAGAUGCCUCAAGAACAAAGGCAUCCAAGCCAUUCUCUUUGAGAAGAGCCCCUCUCCCGCUCGGCACCAUUAUGGAAUUUCUUUGCAACCAAGGACGUGCGAGGCUCUGCUGAAAGUCCUCGGGAUGGAUGAGUCUACGUUUUGUCAGCGAGUGGCUGUUGACGGUCUAAAUGGAGGACGGGGUUUGGUCUAUCCUGAGAGUGGAACAAGAUCAGAUGCUUUGAAGGGGAGGGUCCCUUUUCGAGCUCAUCGUGGAAGAUUGGAAGGUGUUCUGAGGGAGUCAUUGGAUAUUCAGUGGGGGCACGUGCUCGGAGACAUCGAAAGCAGGGGAGCAGAACUUGCUCUGAGCUUCAAAGAGAAGGAUGAAGUACGGAGUACCUUCUUAGUGGAUACUAGUGGAGUUCAUUCCCCCAUUCGGAAAGCCUUACUACCCGAUGCGCAACUCAAUAUCUUGCCGUAUGUCGUCUUCAGAGGAACACGGCAUAUCGACCAUACUACUUUUAAGAAAAUUUAUGAACCAAGAUUCGAAGGUGGGAAUGUCCUUGAGACAAGGAAAGGCGAUGUCCUACUGCAGAUCUCGAUUAAUGAUCGAGGCAAAGGUGAGGUCGGGGUGGAUAUCAGCUACAUCUAUUCCCAUCCAGCUCACCAAGAUGACCAACUUCAUCGACCCGUCCGAGAGUUGCAGCAGGCAGCUGAUAUCUCAGAGCUCUUCUUCGCAGAGACUUCCAAGCUACAGGAGUUGGAAAAUCCGAUCAAAGAUGCUUUCGAUGGGGACAAAAUAAGAGGUGAUCGGAUCUUGCACUGGCUUAUGAGGGAUAUUCUUAUCCCAUUGGAUGACUUGAAGAGCCUCGCUGAGAGGGGGCUUUUGCUGAUAGGCGAUGCUGCUCAUGCGGCGCCUAUCCUGGGUGGAGAGGGUGGGAAUUCUGCUCUUGCAGAUGCGGUUGAUUUGGCGGAGUGGAUUGAAAGUUGGGGACUUGAGGACGUUGGGGGAUUUUAUGAGAAGAGGUAUGGUGAGUGGGAAUUGGAAGUGAAGGAGAGUGAGGAGAGAUUGGUGGAGAUGCACUCGGUUUCGAGAUCUUCCCUUUGA